Molecule: messenger RNA, 753 nt
Organism: Recurvomyces mirabilis
Lineage: Eukaryota; Fungi; Ascomycota; Dothideomycetes; Mycosphaerellales; Teratosphaeriaceae
Exons: 2
Coding region: 1-753 (250 amino acids)
Source: RefSeq, a predicted model, not a curated record
AUGACCCUCGAGCGCAAGGACUCAGGCAUCGCUCUCUGGACCCCAGGGCGUAUCCCCAAAUUCAAACCUUCCCACCGACCUCUCGCGCCACAUUGGUACCACCAGACCCUCCUCGACCAAGACGCAGACCUGCUCCCCAAACCCGAUUCCACCGACCCUCUCGCCUUCCUACCCUCUCGGACGAAGGAAUACCCAAAGUUCCCCAAAUUCGACUACUUUGUCCUGCGCGACCGUCUUAUCUGCACCCAGAUAGCCGGAAGGUUACUAGACGUAUCAAAGUACUUCGCAGAAGUCGCCCAGGGGAACAUGGGGAUUUACAUCGAUGCCCGAAGAUUGGCAUUAUACUUAGACAUCCACUUCGGCCUCACAAUCUUUGUGUCGAGGCAAUUCGGCACCGUGAACUUCCAGAAAGUCAUCAGGCCUUGUCUUGUCUCCGCACCCACUCCGGCAAGAGUACCAGUACAUGAUUCACAGACUAUCACAUCCGAAUUCCAGGCUUGGCGGCAUGCGGAAUGUGCAAUUCACUAUUGUAGAGAGCUGCACCUGGAUGUGCUGGGCGCGGAAGUCAGGGGCGCACUCUUGUGGUCGAGGCGGCUGCUCAUGGAGGCGGAACUGCAGAGGCGAAGUUUUGUGCCGCGGACGAUGGAGGAGGAGCGUGAAGCUCGUAGGAUUGUGGAGAGGUUGGGUCUGGAGAAUACGGCUCUUAGGCCUAGGGAGAAGUUGUGGGAGUCGCGGAUGCUUAGGCAGGGGUAG